Messenger RNA from Marchantia polymorpha subsp. ruderalis, 2323 nucleotides. NCBI's taxonomy places the organism in Eukaryota, Viridiplantae, Streptophyta, Marchantiopsida, Marchantiales, Marchantiaceae. The record is from the annotation of a GenBank genome assembly.
CACUUGGCUCUCCGUAACGUGGUGCAUGGGCCCCGCGACGGCAUUCGCGCAGCCAUUCAGAGCUCGACGUCGCAGCGAGCUCGAGAAUACAAGUCCUCCUCGCAAUGCCGAUUCGCAAGCGAUCGAAAGAAGCUGCGCUUGUUACUUCCUCCGUCGAAUUUCGUACACAGCUGGAUCGUCGACUGUGCGCCUGAAGAUCUGCUCUCUUGGCAGUACGCUCGGGGCUCCAUGGCUUCUUAUACCUCGGUUUCGAGUAUGUCCGCACUAUCUGUAAUCGGCUCUUCGAAUUGCCAUCCGAAGUCCAAAAGACAACCGAAUCCUGGCACUUGCAGCGGCUGCAGUGCUUCUCCGAUAUCAUUUGCCCUCAAGUCCACUUUCACUGGAUCUUCACUCAGCGCAGACUUGCGUCCAAUUAUGGCUCCCGGACUCGAGAGCUUCACUGAUGGCCUCAGGGCCGCUCUGGACAGCAGCAACGGGAACGGUCAGAGCAAGACGAACGGCAGUGUGAACAAUCCUCGAGCCCGCGAGGAGCCCAGGCUUGGCAUUCACGGCAAGCCUUUGUACACAACCCUCGCUGGCCAUCCUGUCAGCGAUGAUAACAACAGCCUGACCAUCGGCGAGAGUGGAACAGGACUGCUAGAAGAUCUACAUUUGCUCGAAAAGUUGGCCCAUUUCAAUAGGGAACGUGUACCAGAACGAGUUGUGCACGCGAAAGGUCAUGGUGCCCAUGGCUACUUCGAGGUUACCAAGGACGUCAGCGACCUUUGCAAAGCGAAGCUUUUCAGUGAGGUCGGGAAGAGGACUCCCAUCUUUGCACGAUUCUCCUCCGUUACAGGAGAGUCUGGUUUCGUGGACACCAACCGAGACCCGAGAGGUUUUUCCGUCAAAUUUUACACCGAAGAAGGAAACUGGGAUAUGGUUGGAAACAACACCCCGGUAUUUUUCGUCCGUGAUGCUAUCAAGUUUCCAGACCUCAUUCACUCACAGAAGAGGAAUCCUCAAACGCACAUGAAAGACCCCAACGCUUUCUGGGACUUCCUCAGUCUGGUACCCGAGUCUCUCCAUCAGGUCCUGAUUACCUUCUCUCCCCGGGGAGUUCCGGACGGUUUUAGGCACAUGCACGGUUAUGGAUCUCACACUUUCAAAUGGGUAAACUCGGAAGGCAAAGCUAAUUGGGUGAAAUUCCACUUCCUGAGCGACCAAGGCAUCAAGAACUUGACCCAUGAGCAGGGCAUUAAAAUCUCUGGUAUCAACCCAGACUACGCAACAGAAGAUUUGAUCCAAAAUAUAGAGAAGGGAAACUUUCCGUCGUGGACUUUCUUUGUCCAAGUCAUGCCUCUGGAAGACGCAGAAAAGUACAAGUAUGAUCCUUUUGAUCUGACGAAGGUCUGGUUGCACAAGGAUUAUCCACUGAGGGAAGUAGGAAAGAUGGUACUGGAUCGCAAUGUCACCAACUACUUUGCUGAGGUCGAACAAUCAGCAUUCUCACCCGCCCACAUGGUGCCCGGUAUUGAAGCUUCUCCUGAUCGUGUGUUGCAAGCACGACUCUUCGCCUACGAUGAUGCUGCACGCUACAGGCUGAGCGGCAACUACUUGCAGCUUCCCAUCAACGCAUGCCCAUUCGCUAAAGUUCAGAACUAUGCACGAGACGGAACUAUGGUGACUACCGACAACGGUGGUAGCAAGCCCAACUAUUACCCUAACUCGUUCAGCGACUUGCCUCAGCCGGAUUCUGCACAAAAAGACGUGCAUCCAUACAACCAUGCAGCAGGAGUAGUCGAUAGAAAGCCAGCUCGAAGGUGGGUCGAGGAUGAUGAUUACGAGCAGCCUCGCAUGCUGUGGCAAAACAUGAGCUCGGAAGAUCAAGAACAAACUGCCAAGAACAUUGCCGGACAUAUUAUGGGAGCUAAAGAUUUCAUUCAGAAACGUCAAAUCGAAGUAUUCCGGAGAUGUGAUGAAAAACUUGCUGACAAAGUCGAAGAGGCUUUGGCCGAGAAGAAGAAAAGCUCCGAACCUUACACGAUGGUAGCUUAGAGUUCUCAGCCUUUUUCUUCAUAGUUUUAGCCUUUAGCCUGUUCAUGAUAUGGCGCUGCUGAGGAUUGUACAGACGUGCGUAUUGAGCACAAGGCGAAUAUGCUUAGCUCCGGGUAAAUUUGUAGAUAAAGUUCCCAGCUCCAAAAGACGUACUGAUUUGUCUUUUUCAAUAGGUCGGUUACUUUGAUAUGAUAGAAUGUUCUCUAUACCUGCCUCCGAUGAAAAUGAGAUGGGUUAUGAGAUUAGUUCAUACUACAAUGUUCAUAUCGUUACAAUCAAUUACAAAAAG